AUGGUGCAACAGAUGAACAACAAUAACAAAAUGUUUGCAACUACUUCACCUCCCUUGAGCAACAGCAGUUCCACUAUAAUACUGCCUUUACCCAAGUUGAAUAGUCCAACAAUCAAUCAAUACAAUCCUCCUCAUAUUCAUCAUCACAAUUCAUUAUGGGAUUAUAAAUUCACAGCUACUACAUCAUCAUCUACUGAGAAUAACUCUUCAACAACAUCACCUUCACCUCCUCCAGUUAGUGAUCCACAAUUACAUUCAAAUUAUACUUUACAAACCCCAAUACCUCAACAACCUUUAUUAUUACCUUCAAUAGCAACAUUACCACCUGCAACUAACAAUUCCUCAAAUUAUAUAUCCCCAUCAAUAACACCACCUUCAAGUCGAUCACAAUCAUUACCAACAUCCAAGAUCAUUAAACCUCAACGUAAAAAGAAACAAUGUCCCGAAUGUCAUUUAUUUUUUUCAAAUUUAUCAACUCAUAAAUCAAUUCACCUAACUCCAGAGAAUAGACCAUACUUGUGCAAGAUUUGUGGUCGAGGUUUUGCGAGAUCAAAUGAUCUCUUCCGUCAUAAUAAACGUCAUUGGAAAGAAACUGGAUCAUCUCAAGGUGCUUUCAAAUGCCCUUUCAGUUCAGUUUUAUAUUCAAAUACAACUGGGUUGAAAUUAAGAGAAACUCCAUGUCAUCCAACUGGGAUAUUCAGUAGGUGUGAUACUUAUAAAAAUCAUUUAAAAGCUUUACAUUUUGAAUAUCCUCCAGGUACAAAAAAGAAAAAUAGAAUGGAUGUUGGUGGGAAUUGUAAAAAAUGUGGUAAAUUUUUUGAAAAUGUUGAAGUUUGGUUAAAUACUCAUGUGGAGAAUAAUGAGUGUGGUUGGCAUUUUGAGUAA
Messenger RNA from Hansenula anomala, 885 nucleotides. RefSeq names its product Stp3p (gene STP3). The record is from RefSeq and is a predicted model, not a curated record. The transcript has a single exon. Gene Ontology annotation, cellular component: nucleus. Bases 1 to 885 code for a protein of 294 amino acids. Gene Ontology annotation, molecular function: DNA-binding transcription factor activity, RNA polymerase II-specific; RNA polymerase II cis-regulatory region sequence-specific DNA binding. Gene Ontology annotation, biological process: regulation of transcription by RNA polymerase II. Lineage: Eukaryota; Fungi; Ascomycota; Saccharomycetes; Phaffomycetales; Wickerhamomycetaceae.